CGCGCCGGGGCGGGGAGGGCGCGCACGGCCAUCCGCGCUUGGGUUUGCGCUGGGCUUCAUUUUCAUUUCAUUUCAUUUAUUAUUAUUAUUAUUUUUUGGACUCUCCUUGCCUCGCUUGGACUUGUGCAAACUUUUGGAGGUUUGCUCGGGGGAGGAGGAAAAAGAAGAGGAAAGAAAGAAAGAAAGAAAGAAAAUCCCCCCGUAGGGCACGCGGGGAGCCACGGCGGGGGGUGGUGGUGUGCGACGCCCUCCCCAACCUCCCACCGUCCCGGGAUUGCGGCCGGAGCCAUGCAGAGCUACAAGUACGACAAGGCGAUCGUGCCGGAGAGCAAGAACGGAGGAGGAGGAGGAGGAGGAGGAGGAGGCCCGGCGCUCAGCAACAGCCCGCGCAAGAGCGGCAGCAAGCGGGCGCUGCUCAUCUGCCUCGAUCUCUUCUGCCUCUUCAUGGCGGCCCUGCCCUUCCUCAUCAUGGAGACGAGCACCAUCAAGCCUUACCGCAGAGGGUUUUACUGCAAUGACGAGAGCAUCAAAUACCCCCUAAAGGUCAGCGAGACCAUCAAUGACGCCGUGCUCUGUGCAGUGGGCAUCGUCAUCGCCAUCCUUGCGAUCAUCACGGGGGAGUUCUACCGGAUCUACUACCUGAAGGAGGCGACGCGGUCCACCAUCCAGAACCCCUACGUGGCUGCCCUGUACAAGCAAGUGGGCUGUUUUCUCUUCGGCUGCGCCAUCAGCCAGUCCUUCACGGACAUCGCCAAAGUGUCCAUCGGGCGCCUGCGGCCUCACUUCCUGAGUGUCUGUGACCCCGAUUUCAGCCAGAUCAACUGCUCCGAGGGCUACAUUGAAAACUACAGGUGCAGAGGGGAAGACAGCAAGGUCCAGGAGGCCAGGAAGUCCUUCUUCUCUGGCCACGCCUCCUUCUCCAUGUAUACCAUGCUGUAUCUGGUGCUAUACCUGCAAGCCCGCUUCACCUGGAGAGGAGCCCGCCUCCUCCGGCCCCUUCUGCAGUUCACCUUGAUUAUGAUGGCCUUUUAUACGGGACUGUCGCGCAUAUCUGACUAUAAGCACCACCCCGGUGAUGUCCUGGCCGGGUUUGUUCAAGGAGCCCUGGUGGCCUGCUGCAUCGUGUUCUUCGUGUCUGAUCUCUUUAAGACCAACAGGACCCUUGCUCUGCCCACACCUGCCCUGAGGAGGGAGAUCCUAUCCCCCGUGGACAUUAUCGACAGGAACAAUCACCACAACAUGGUGUAGGUGCUGAGGACCCCCCGCGAGCUGUUUGCAAAGCACCCCGACUGCUGACGGCCGGCCCGUGCUGCUCUGCGCUCUCAUCAGACAGUAGAAUGUAGGGAAAACCUUUUUUGCCCCGACUGAUUUUGAAAACUUAUUAAAAAAAAAAAGAAAAAAAGGGGAAAAAAAAAAAAACCCACCAGAAACAACAAACUCUUACCUUGUGGCCUUCCAGAAUACGGACCACCCCCCCACCCCCGCUCCACCUGCUUGAGGCUCGGCUGUGGCGUGCAGCUGUCUUAAGUGUGUAUGUCCUUGUCAGAAACGACACUGGCAUUCUGUCACCUUUCUUUUUUUGUGACCAGAGGAGUCCCAGGCCGAUGAGAAGAGCACAAAUUCAUCCCAUAGUGCCCAACACCAGGACACCCCCCCGCCCCCGUCAUCCCCUCUGCCCAUUCCUCUCUACUGUGACACUUUGGUUCAGAAAGUCCCAUUCUGUUUCAUUUUUUGAAACAGCAGCAGUUGGACGCAUUGGCUCAGCGAAGUGAGCAGAGCCUGAAUCCAAAUCCUUCAUCCCGAGGCCUUGAUGUUCCAAGGUCACCCACCACAGCGCCUCACUUCUGAGAUCACUCUUUGCAGAAGAGUAAACUUCACAAGAAGGAAAAAAAAAAAAAAAAAAAAAAAAGCACAACUUUGAAAGAAAUGGAGGGUUCAGACAACACCCCCGUGCACACACACACAAACACACACUUAUCCCCUUCUGAUGCGCUGUCCUGUGACCUCGAUCGCGGGAUGCUGAUGUCCCAUCAGGCACUUGCACAUUUAGAAUGGUUAGAUUUCCUGGGAGGGCCAGGGAUGAGCACAGGUGUGACCAGCUACCUGCUGGUGGAAAGAGACCAGGAGAUGGAGGGCAGAAUGAAAAAAAAAAAAAAGAAAGAAAGUAAAUGAAUAAAGCGAUCCAACCUUUCGGCUCCUCAAGGUCAGAGGGGGCCAGAUGUCUCCUGGCCUGAGGGGCCGGCUGCCCUCCAGGAUGCCAGAGGGGACAGACCCCUUCGUUGGAGUGGUUCUUGCUAAGCCGUGUGAAGCACUAAUAUCUUGGGGUUGAACCCCGAGACAGUUCUUGGUGGGUUCUGCUGGGCAGAACAUACAGGGAGAGGUCAGAUAUCCGCAGAGAGCUUUCCCUCAUCCUCUAUCCACAAGUGUCCUUCCGAGCUGAGUCUUACUGUAGACAGGGACCCCUUUACUGAAGCUCUGGGGAGAGGAGGGAGAGAAAGAAAUGCUUUUCAACCUCCGAUGCAAAUCUUUCAAAGGGCUACGUGUCCCCCACCCGGAUCAACCGGCACGCGCACAUUACUACGGAACCCGUCCUUUCAUUUCAACAUAUAGCAAGCUAUGAUUUUAUAUAUAAAUAUUAUAUAAAUAAUGUAUAAAACAUUAAAAGUUAACUAUGUAAGAUAUUAUUUCUGAAACAAGUUUAGCUAUAUCCACUAUGAUUAUAAAACUGUGUCUCGACCUGUGUUAUUUUUACUUAGGCUGCUUAAAGAAGCAUUGAGUUAAUGUUCUUUUUGUCUGUUUGUUUGUUUGUUUUUUUGUUUUAAUCUCAACUAAAAUGUCAUAGUUCUGUGGUAGCCACUGUUCUACAAUGAGAGAAAUAACUACAACUAGAGAAAAGCUGUAUAAAAACAUUGAACCGUCAGUAUUUUUGUAAGGUUGCAUUUUUGUAAAGAGAAUAAUAUUCAAAGACUUUUGUAGUAUACAAAGUGAAAACUUGUAUCUGCGAAACUAUACUUGUAUGAAGUGUGCUUUUUUAAAUAAAAGCUCAUAACACAACUAA
This is a messenger RNA of Jaculus jaculus (lesser Egyptian jerboa), 3058 nucleotides long. It is a transcript of the gene Plpp3, whose product is annotated as phospholipid phosphatase 3. Bases 289 to 1248 code for a protein of 319 amino acids. Gene Ontology annotation, molecular function: phosphatidate phosphatase activity. NCBI's taxonomy places the organism in Eukaryota, Metazoa, Chordata, Mammalia, Rodentia, Dipodidae. Gene Ontology annotation, biological process: phospholipid metabolic process; phospholipid dephosphorylation; canonical Wnt signaling pathway. The transcript is spliced from 6 exons. The record is from RefSeq and is a predicted model, not a curated record.